Saccharomyces cerevisiae S288C is the source of this 1878-nucleotide messenger RNA. It is a transcript of the gene SWC3, whose product is annotated as Swc3p. Gene Ontology annotation, molecular function: ATP-dependent H2AZ histone chaperone activity. The coding region runs from base 1 to 1878 and encodes 625 amino acids. NCBI's taxonomy places the organism in Eukaryota, Fungi, Ascomycota, Saccharomycetes, Saccharomycetales, Saccharomycetaceae. Gene Ontology annotation, cellular component: nucleus; Swr1 complex. The record is from RefSeq and is marked reviewed. The transcript has a single exon. Gene Ontology annotation, biological process: chromatin remodeling.
AUGCCUGCUGUCUUGAGAACCAGGUCCAAAGAAUCCUCUAUAGAGCAGAAGCCUGCUUCCAGAACUAGAACGAGAUCAAGAAGGGGCAAGCGUGGUCGUGACGAUGAUGAUGAUGACGACGAUGAGGAAAGCGAUGAUGCAUACGAUGAAGUAGGUAAUGACUAUGACGAGUAUGCUUCAAGAGCGAAGCUGGCCACCAAUAGGCCCUUCGAAAUAGUCGCGGGACUGCCUGCUAGUGUGGAGCUGCCCAACUAUAACUCUUCGCUUACUCAUCCGCAAUCAAUUAAAAAUUCUGGGGUGCUUUACGACUCUCUGGUCAGUUCCAGAAGAACCUGGGUUCAGGGUGAGAUGUUUGAACUGUAUUGGCGAAGACCUAAGAAAAUUGUUAGUGAAUCUACCCCAGCAGCGACGGAGAGUCCAACAUCUGGAACGAUUCCUUUGAUUCGAGAUAAGAUGCAGAAAAUGUGCGAUUGUGUAAUGAGUGGAGGUCCUCACACGUUCAAAGUUAGACUUUUCAUACUGAAGAAUGACAAAAUCGAACAGAAAUGGCAAGAUGAGCAAGAGUUGAAGAAAAAGGAAAAGGAACUGAAACGAAAGAACGAUGCAGAGGCCAAAAGAUUGAGGAUGGAGGAAAGGAAAAGGCAGCAGAUGCAAAAGAAAAUAGCCAAGGAACAAAAACUUCAAUUGCAGAAGGAAAAUAAAGCCAAGCAGAAGUUGGAACAGGAGGCGCUGAAGCUAAAAAGAAAGGAAGAAAUGAAAAAACUAAAGGAACAAAAUAAAAAUAAACAGGGUUCACCUUCUUCCUCCAUGCAUGACCCAAGAAUGAUAAUGAAUUUGAAUUUGAUGGCACAAGAAGAUCCAAAACUAAACACUUUAAUGGAAACCGUCGCAAAGGGUCUUGCCAAUAAUAGUCAACUGGAGGAAUUUAAAAAGUUCAUUGAAAUUGCCAAAAAAAGGUCACUAGAGGAGAACCCAGUUAAUAAGCGUCCAUCUGUCACAACAACGCGACCUGCACCUCCCUCUAAAGCUAAAGACGUAGCCGAAGAUCACCGGUUAAACUCGAUAACCUUGGUGAAAAGUUCCAAAACCGCUGCCACGGAACCUGAACCAAAAAAAGCUGAUGACGAGAAUGCAGAGAAGCAACAGUCCAAAGAGGCAAAGACAACUGCCGAAUCGACUCAAGUAGAUGUCAAGAAAGAAGAAGAAGAUGUGAAGGAAAAGGGUGUGAAAUCAGAGGAUACACAAAAGAAAGAAGAUAAUCAAGUGGUACCGAAAAGGAAAAGAAGAAAGAACGCAAUAAAGGAAGAUAAAGAUAUGCAAUUGACCGCGUUCCAACAGAAAUACGUUCAAGGUGCGGAGAUCAUCCUGGAGUAUUUAGAAUUCACCCAUUCGAGGUAUUACCUGCCUAAGAAAUCAGUAGUAGAAUUUUUGGAGGAUACGGAUGAGAUUAUAAUAUCUUGGAUUGUUAUACACAAUUCUAAAGAAAUUGAGAAGUUCAAAACCAAGAAAAUAAAAGCUAAACUGAAAGCCGACCAAAAACUAAACAAGGAGGAUGCCAAGCCAGGCUCUGAUGUGGAGAAGGAAGUCAGCUUUAAUCCUCUUUUUGAAGCCGAUUGCCCUACCCCUCUCUACACCCCAAUGACAAUGAAGUUAUCGGGGAUUCACAAAAGAUUUAACCAAAUCAUCCGAAAUAGCGUUUCUCCAAUGGAAGAAGUUGUUAAAGAAAUGGAAAAAAUUCUGCAAAUUGGUACUAGAUUGUCUGGCUAUAAUCUGUGGUACCAAUUGGAUGGAUACGAUGAUGAAGCUUUGAGCGAAAGUUUGCGGUUCGAACUAAAUGAGUGGGAGCACGCCAUGAGAAGCAGAAGACACAAAAGAUAA